GCCUGUUAUAUACAUCAUUAAAACGACAAGGAAGGCCAAGUGCAACAUUCACGCUGUUUUAGAUGUGCAUAGGAACCUACAAGUUUUAUGGUUGUAUGGUCAGUGGCUACUUUGUAAAGACUACAGUCAUUUACUGGCAUUUAAUCUUAUCUGAGGUCCAAAGCUCAUGCUGCUAUGUUCGUUUGCCAAACACCACAUCGAAAGUUUCUGGUUGACUAACCGAAAACAGUAAAUUGAGCCAAAGCCACAGUUAUUGCUGAAAAGUUUGGGUAAUUAUGGUGAAUGCAUGCUCAGGUGGGCCUAAAAAAACACAAACAGUCUGGACAUUUCUGUUAUGUACACAGACACUGGUAGACUAUAGAGCAUAAAAGUGAAAGUCCCAUCUUGAGAAUCUAGCAGGAAAGAGUGUAUGUAUUAUAUUGAUGAGGUAGCGUACACAAGGCCGCUCCUGGAUAAACAACUUUGCGCGGAAACACAAUCAUUCUCACCAUUUCAGAAAAACAGUUGUUGUGGAAAUCAUUUACCAUGCUACAAUAAAACUCACCGGUGAUGUAAGCAGUGCUAAAGGCUUCGGAUAGCUUGUUGAAACCAAUCUGCUCACAGAGAGAGGACACAUC
Molecule: messenger RNA, 617 nt
Organism: Geodia barretti
Lineage: Eukaryota; Metazoa; Porifera; Demospongiae; Tetractinellida; Geodiidae
Source: the annotation of a GenBank genome assembly